Messenger RNA from Priapulus caudatus, 1194 nucleotides. Its product is annotated as receptor expression-enhancing protein 1-like. Gene Ontology annotation, cellular component: endoplasmic reticulum tubular network; endoplasmic reticulum membrane; cytoplasmic microtubule. Gene Ontology annotation, molecular function: microtubule binding. The transcript has 10 exons. The coding region runs from base 95 to 988 and encodes 297 amino acids. The record is from RefSeq and is a predicted model, not a curated record. NCBI's taxonomy places the organism in Eukaryota, Metazoa, Priapulida, Priapulimorpha, Priapulimorphida, Priapulidae. Gene Ontology annotation, biological process: endoplasmic reticulum tubular network organization.
CACUCGUUAGUUGGCAACUUGGCAUUCUGACGUUUGUUUGUGUUUGAACGUCUUUGUGAUGAUUUAGUCAAAUCUGACGUACAACGCUUUUGCUAUGCUUUCUGCAAUUUUCUCGAGGAUUGUCAUACUGCUGCUGGGCACCCUGUACCCCGCGUACGCGUCAUAUAAGGCGGUGAAGACGAAAAACGUCAACGAAUAUGUUAAAUGGAUGAUGUACUGGAUAGUGUUUGCACUGUUUACAGCAGUGGAAACAUUUGCAGAUGUCUUGGUGUCGUUUUGGAUGCCGUUUUACUACGAGAUUAAGAUUGUGUUCGUGCUGUGGCUGCUGUCACCAGCAACUCGAGGCGCUAGCUUCCUCUACAGAAAGUUCCUUCACCCAACUCUUAACAAAAGAGAAAAGGAGAUAGACGAAUUAAUAGCACGAGCUGGAGAUCAAGGUUAUUCAGCACUAUGGUCCAUCAGUCAUAGAGGAAUCAGCUAUGCCUCUAACUUUGUCCUUCACACAGCCAUGAAGGGUCAGACUGCGGUCAUCAGUCAGUUGAAGCGCAGCUACAGUCUCGACGACAUAGCCGAGCGGCCGCGAGCGAGCAGCCUUGUCGGCAGACCUGCUGAGCCCAUCAUCGACGAAGACGAGGAGAUGAGCGAAGAAGACAACAGAUACGCUGACGAUCAUGAUGCUGAAUAUUCCGACCAAUUAGAUGAGAAGAAAUCAUAUCAUUCCAGUAGAUCAGCUCACCAGAAGAAGGUGGUUUCGAGACAGAGGAGAAGUCCAGAGCAACAUCGUCCUCUCCAGGAGGAGGAUCUUUAUAACGAUCUGAGUGUAGAGCAUGAGCCUAAACCUCGCAGUUCAAAGAACAACAACAGGGUUGAAGGUCCGACCAAGCGGCGAACGAAGAAGACCAGCACGUCUUCGAUCGACGAGAGACAUGCUACACUGCCUCGCACCCGAAAAUCUGUCCGCACGAGUGUGACAAACGUUCAGUAUUGAUGGCGUGGUUGACCAUUGCCAGUGCGCUAACAGCUAUAGAAACAGUGAUCUGUGUGAAUGAUGUCGAGCGUUCAUAAGUUGUUUGUGCAUCGAGCAUAGGACGUACAGCCGUCAUAUGUGAUCCUGCAUCCAGGGCCGUAGCCUGCGGGGGGGGGGGAAGCAGCUGCCCCCUAGAUUUUGGAGCAAAAUUAAAAAAAUAAAUUGUU